AGUUUUUGAGGUGCUUUCUAAGUUAGUUCAUCAGAAAAAAACUAAAUUUAAGAUGUCGAUGGUGCCGCUACUCUUCCGAGACUGGUGGGACGAAGAGGACUUGUCUCGACCGUCGCGCCUCCUCGACCAGCAUUUCGGCCUCGGCCUGAGGCGCGACGACCUCCUCAGUUCGCUGAGCAGCAUCCAGCGGAGGCCGAGGCUGGGCACCUACAUCAGGCCGUGGGCCAACACUUCCACCGCCUUGCAGAGGCAGGAUUCCGGAUCGACCAUCACCCAGGACAAGGACAAGUUCCAGGUGAUCCUCGACGUGCAACAAUUCGCCCCCAACGAAAUAGUCGUCAAAACCACCGGCAACAGCAUCGUCGUGGAAGGCAAGCACGAAGAAAAGCAGGACGAACACGGUUUCAUUUCGCGUCACUUCACCAGACGCUACCUCUUACCGGAAACGCACGACGUCGAGAACGUCGUUUCCUCUCUGUCAUCCGACGGCAUUUUAACGGUCAGCGCGCCCAGAAAAGGCGAGAGGGUUCAGAAUACUGAAAGGACCGUGCCCAUCACUCAAACGGGACCUGCUAAGGCUACGGUGCAAUCUACUGAUCCCCAACCCAGGGUGGAGCACCCCACCAGCUAAGAUGAGAUUGAAUAUUACCAGAAUUAUUAUUUUAUGUUCACUAUCCAAAAUACUGUAACAUUAUUUAUCAAGAAGGAUGAAAAUUGUUUAUUUGUUGCAAUAAACAAAAUCAUGUCCCCCAAAAGUAUUCUGCAAUAACGAAUAAAAUCAAUAAUAGCAGUUGUGUGCGACUUGAAAUAAUAAACUUUCUAGUUUUAUUGGAUCUGAAAUUUAUUAUAGAAUUCCAUCAACAAUAAGUCUAAUAAUUAUAACUUUCAGAAACAGGUUAGGGGCUGGAUUAUAGAAAAUGCAAUAAAAAAUCGAUGAUCUUUUUUAACCAACUCUAUUUCCAUAUUUUAUUCUUGGUUUUAAGGUAUCUUGAUCAUUUAUAUUAAUUCGCAGAGUUACGAUGUUCACCCGUAGUUUGAAAAGUCAUCGCGACGUCAUCUUGAUCUUGGCGGCAGCGAAUUUGAUUAUUUUUAUUUAAUUUGAGUAUUUUCAUAGUACAGAAAUAAAUUGAUACAUGUAAUAGUUUAUCUCUUUCAGAUACAGGUCACUAACCUUUGUGAAUGAUGAAAUUCGAAAUAUAUUUGUAACUAAUAUUUGAUGAAAACCUGUAUACUUUACAUAAUUUAAUAAAUAAUUAAACAGGGUCAAGAAUAUGACGGUGCCUAUAACUCAAACGAAACCUGCUAAGGCCUCGGUACAAUGUAUUUUCUGUGUCACAGAUUUAUCUAUUUUAACCUAGAACGAUAUUAUUAUUUGAAGAAUCACAUUCGAGUUUUCAACUCCAUGGUUCCAAUGUUUAGGUAUGUAUGGCGACAUGCCAUUUCAGAUUUGUUCAAACUAUUCAAUAAUGAGUUAAAGCUAAUAUUAUCGGAGUUUUAUAUGAAACCGUUGAUGGAGAUUAUGAUUUUAUAUAUGUUCACUAUUCAAAAUAUUCCAACAUUAUUCAUCAAGAAGGCUGACAUUUUUUCAAUUGUGGCAAUAAAUAGAAUCUUGUGAAAUUUGUCCCAUUCGAACAGGAUUAUUUCAUAUUGAAUAUCAAUUCUGCACAAGAUCUUAGGACAAAGAGAAUAUUUGUAAAUGCCGGAGUUAAUUUGAUUUCUGAAUAUCUGUAGAUAUCAACGAAGAAUAAUUUAUAUUCAGAUUUGAAUGAUGUUUAAUGCAAGGUAAAAGAAAAAUAUGAAGGGAACCAGGGUACACUCUUUCCUUAAUAAAAGUUAGACAUGACCGGAUUUUCAUUUUUUUGUACAAUAUAGUCCACGAAAACAAAAUGCAGAAACCAAAAACCUGGAAUAUAAAUAUUAUUGGUUUGUUUCUGUAGAAAUCCUCAUGAAAUUCUGAAGUACCUGUUUCCCCUAUCAUAAUAUCAUCACAGAAUUUUAUAAAUAUAUAUUCAAAUGGUUUUUUAAAGAAAAAAUUUUUCACUACCACGACAAACGAAGAAUCUUUCGAAUUCAAUAAAUAACAAAAGGAACUAUGACUUACCACCAUAUUAUUGAAAAUAUUAAAGCAUUCAAAUUCACAACAUAAAUUCAGAUUUAUUCUAUUUCAAUACAUGAUUCGCGCAAUGUUUUUAACGCCCCUAUUAAGCACCUGUUACAUUUUUAUUGUUUUGUAUAACCUGUAUUUGUCGGUGUUCUGGGUGAUGAGAUAACAAUAAUUUAUCACAUUGAUAUUGUCAAUAACUUAAUGAAAUAUUGCAAUAAAAGACAGCAUUGGGC
This is a messenger RNA of Phaedon cochleariae (mustard beetle), 2337 nucleotides long. The record is from the annotation of a GenBank genome assembly. NCBI's taxonomy places the organism in Eukaryota, Metazoa, Arthropoda, Insecta, Coleoptera, Chrysomelidae.